Messenger RNA from Scheffersomyces amazonensis, 2627 nucleotides. RefSeq lists its product as uncharacterized. The transcript has a single exon. The record is from RefSeq and is a predicted model, not a curated record. Lineage: Eukaryota; Fungi; Ascomycota; Pichiomycetes; Serinales; Debaryomycetaceae. The coding region runs from base 319 to 2598 and encodes 759 amino acids.
CUUCAGUACUUAACUAUUUAUUUAUCUCAGUAAAACUUCUACAAUGAUUUAAUAUUAAGAUUUGGGUUAAUCAUAACCAUCUUUCAUCUACUGUGUUAUACUUCUUAUUGUAGUCUAUAAUCAUUAUUAUAUUUGUAGUUUAAUGAUCAAUUAAAUAAGGCGGGUAAAUAAUUUGUGCUCGUUCUCAAUAUGGCUGUUUUCUAAUUUCCUACAGUUUUUUGCAGAACUACGACUUAACCUAAUAAAUUAAUAAAUUACCUGUAACAUCCAUAACUUGUGAUAAAGAAAUUGUCAAGGAUCAGAUACCUGACAUUCUAUAUGCUAAAUCUUAAGGACAGUCAUGAACCAAAAGUACCAAAGGUCAUGAGUAACGAAUUUCAAUAUUAUGAAGAAGAAGAUAAAGAGGUGCAAGAUUUAUCAGAUGAUACAACUACCGCAGCACUUCUUCAUUAUAAUUCAAUAGUUAAUGGUGGUAAUGAACAGAAAACUACUAAGUCGGGAAUAGAAAUUGAGCCUGAAAAUGAAAAUGAAAAUGAAAAUAAAAGUUAUCUAACAAAUGUUAAAUUAGUUCAAUAUGAUCCAUCUGAAAAACCUCAAAGAUUAGGUAGACCCAGAAAACAUUUAGGUACAAAUCCAAUUCCAAUGGAAGAUUCUUCAUCAAGUAACUAUAAUGAAUCAAUUAUUUCUAAAUUUAGACUUGAUGCUAAACCUCUUGAAGGUCCAGGAUCAAGAGGUGGGAAAAAGUCAAGAGCUAGCCCUAAGGGUAAAGUAACUUCAUCCACCGUUAGAAUGAGAAAACAACAAUCAAUACUUGACUUUGGGAAAAAAGUUGAGGUUAUACUGGAAAGUCCGAAUCUGACUCCAUCUAAUAAUGAAGAAUCUAAGACUCCACAAACUGAGAUUGACCAGAAACCAAAGGAUAAAGAUGAGAAAGUUCUGACUUCAAUAAAUAUGCAGAAAAAGGCCAGAGUAUAUAAGAAGAGAGCCAUGUCUAACUUAUCAUCAAUGUUGACUAGUAGGACUACAAUGAUACAUAAUAGUUCUAAACUUUCAAGACAAUUACCAGGUCCAUUAAUCCCCUUACAUUAUACAUCUUAUGAUAUAAAUAUUAUGGAAGCACAACAAAAUCAGAAAGCCAAUGAAGAAAAGAUUGCUUUAGGAUUUCCUACCAAGAAGUCACCUUAUGCAUAUAAUAUUAUGAUUAUUAUUUCAUUUUUAAACAAAUUCAAAUCCGUACUUAAUAUUUCAGGCAUAAGUCCGCAAUCAAUCGAAUUGGGAUUAGGUUUAGGUUUAGGAUUAAAUUCUUCAGAAACAAUAGAGGUUUCAGAUGAAAUCGAGGUUUCAGAUGAAAUGAAUGAUUUAUUUUUAAAAUUAAUUGGAUUAGUAUUAAAUAGGAAAAAGCCCGUAUCUUCAUAUAGUACUGCCAUUGGAGAAUUAAAAUCUCAGGUUGUUGCAUUAGGUUUACCAAAAGAAUGGAAAAAGAUUAAGAAUAAUCAAAAUGAUGGAACUUCAGGAAAUUUUGAUCCAGUAGAUUUAGAACAUCCAGAAAUUCAUUUUGAAAUGCCAUUAUUACCAGUAGAAGAAGAAACUAUAUAUAAUCCAUUUUAUGAUUCUGAAUUUGAAAGUAAGGGACUUGGAGGAAUACCUGAACCAGUUGAUCGUUUAAUAUUAUUAAGAGCAUUAGUUCAAUGGGCACUUUCUAAUUCAGAUGUUAUUAAAUCGUAUAUUUCAAAAAAUAUACUGAAUCAAGAUAUUCCAGGAGAUAAAGAUACUUAUUACUCUUCUAGAGCUAUAUUAAAGGGAUUUAAAAAUACUGAUAUUGUAAAAAAGGAAGCAGAAGCAAAACUUGCCAAAAGAAAAGCUGGAGAAGAUGAUAAAUAUUUUGAUCCUACUUCAAAUCCAUUAAGUCAUCCAAUGAAUUUAAGAUUAGUAGAAGAACUUUGUGGAGAUAUUGGUUUCCAUGUUGGUAGAUUUUAUUUAUGUAGAAUGGCCGAUGAGACAAAUGGAGGUUUAGCUUCAAUAAAGAAAAUGAAAUCUGUUUGGUCAGGUAGUGGGAUAGGAAUUGGAUUACCAUCAAAAUUCAAAUUAUAUGUACAAGAUGUUUAUAACAUGUUAGUUGAAUCUCUUAGUUUAAGUGGAGUAGAAUUUGAUGAUAAUGGGAAUGAAGUUGUUCAUGAAGAUUUGACAGAAAUUGAUGAGAAUAAUCAUUGGUUUGAAGUAGCAAGUGAUCCUUUAGAACUUGAACAAUUUGUUAAGUUUUUAGAAUAUCGAUUAGGAAUUAUAGUAUCUGAAGAUCAUACAAUUAUUCCAGCUACUAGCCUGAUAUAUAAGCCGACAUUAUACUUGUAUGAAUAUUUAAAUGCAAUUUUACCAUUAAUUACAAAACAAGCAGAGAUGAAAAAUGUUCCUACAGCAAGUGAGAGUCGAUCCAGUAGAUCAAGAGCUGUUAAUUAUAGUGAUAAAGAAGCAAGUCAAGCAUAUCAAGAUUAUAUGGAAGGAGAAGAAUUUGCUGAAAUUGAUGGAGAACCUGAUGAUGAUUAUGAAGAUAGUGGAAGUGACAUGGAACAAGUCGAAGAUGAUAUUGACUAUGCCGAUUAAUAAAAUGAAAAAAUGUAAAAUGUAAAAUG